Molecule: messenger RNA, 1236 nt
Organism: Psammomys obesus (fat sand rat)
Lineage: Eukaryota; Metazoa; Chordata; Mammalia; Rodentia; Muridae
Exons: 2
Coding region: 1-1236 (411 amino acids)
Biological process (GO): virion assembly
Molecular function (GO): nucleic acid binding; zinc ion binding
Source: RefSeq, a predicted model, not a curated record
AUGGGACAAACUGUCACUACUCCCAAAAGUUUAACUUUACAACACUUCAAGGAAGUCCGUGACAUCGCCCACAACCUCUCGGUGGAAGUGCGAAAAGGAAAAUGGGACACCUUCUGUUCAUCUGAGUGGCCAACCUUUGACGUGGGCUGGCCACGAGAUGGCACCUUUAAUCUAGGAGUUAUUUUACAGGUGAAAGCUAAAGUCAUGGACCCUGGACCCCAUGGACAUCCUGACCAGAUUCCCUAUAUCAUCACAUGGGAAUCUCUGGUCAAAGAUCCCCCACCAUGGGCCUUUCCGUUGCGGACGAGCCCUGACCGCCAACUCCAAUACUGGCCCUUUUCCGCAUCUGACUUAUAUAAUUGGAAAAAUAAUAACCCUACCUUCUCAAAGGACCCUUCUAGGCUCACAGCACUAAUUGAGUCUAUUCUAGUGACCCAUCAGCCCACCUGGGACGAUUGCCAACAGCUGCUCCAGACACUGUUGACCACCGAAGAAAAACAGCGGGUCAUCAUGGAAGCACGCAAAAAUGUCCCAGGAGAUGAUGGACAACCCACCCAGCUACCACACAAGAUUGACGCUGCCUUCCCCUUGGAGCGGCCCACUUGGGAGUUUACCACUGAGCGCGGUAGGGAACACCUACGUCUCUAUCACCAGUUGCUCAUAGCGGGUCUCCGUGGGGCUGCAAGGCACCCAACUAAUUUGGCUCAGGUUAAGUUAGUGACCCAGAAACCUGAGGAAUCCCCCUCCGCUUUCCUAGAACGACUCAAGGGGGCAUAUCGUAUGUACACUCCCUACAAUCCAGAAGACCCAGGUCAAGCAACCAAUAUAGCCAUGUCUUUCAUCUGGCAGUCUGCCCCAGAUAUUAGGAAGAAGUUAGAAAGGCUUGAAAACUUGAGAGAGAGUACAGUACAGGAUUUACUGAAGGAGGCAGAGCUGAUUUUUAAUAAGAGAGAAACACAGGAAGAAAGAGAUGAAAGGCUAAGGAAAGAAGCAGAGGAAAGAGAGAACGUUAGAGAACGUAAGAGAAAUAGGGAAUUUAGCAAAUUACUGGCCACAGUAGUGACAGGACAGAGACAGAGUAGGCAGGGUCUGGGAGACCGCUGGGGUCCACGAGUAGACAAAGAUCAAUGCGCCUACUGCAAGGACGAAGGGCAUUGGGUCCGAGACUGCCCAAAGAGACCAAAAGGGCCACGAAAGCCUAAGCCCCCGGCCACCCUGUUAAACCUGGAGGAUUAG